Messenger RNA from Adineta steineri, 828 nucleotides. The record is from the annotation of a GenBank genome assembly. NCBI's taxonomy places the organism in Eukaryota, Metazoa, Rotifera, Eurotatoria, Adinetida, Adinetidae.
AUGGUUAAUACUCGAAAAAGAAAAUUACCUACAAAAGAAGAAUCUGAUGUACAACAAAAUACAAAGAAGAAACGAGUGACAAAAACUCAAACUCAAGAACCCUCACCUGAGAUUUCUACAACUACGGAAACGACUAAAUCACAACAAUCUUUAAGUAGUUUAAUUCAUGAACCAUCAUGGUCGGAAAAUCUACAAGAUUUAUUUAAUGAUAGUAAUUUCAAGAAUAUUGAACAAUAUUUAAAUAAUCAAUGGUCAAAUGGCAAAACAACAUAUCCACCAAAUAAUCUGAUAUUUGAAGCAUUUAAUAAAACUCCAUUUAACAAUGUUAAAGUAGUUAUUCUUGGACAAGAUCCAUAUCAUGAUGAUGGACAAGCUCAUGGAUUAUCUUUUUCUGUACCUAAAACAAUGACAGUAUUACCACCAUCAUUAAAAAAUAUUUUUAAAGAAUUAGCAAAUGAUAUUCCAACAUUUCAAAUUCCAAAUCAUGGUUGUUUAGAAAAAUGGGCAAAUUCAGGUGUCCUAUUACUUAAUGCUUCAUUAACUGUCGAACCUCAUUUACCAAACUCACAUUCUCGUAUUGGUUGGACUAAAUUUACGGAUAGUGUUAUUAAACUUUUAUCCGAUAAACGUCAAGAUCUUGUCUUUCUUCUUUGGGGUGGUUUUGCACAUGCAAAAGAAAAGUUAAUUGAUAAAACCAAACAUACAAUUAUUAAAACUGCACAUCCAUCUCCACUUUCAUUUAAUAAAUUUACAAAUUGUAAAUGUUUUUCUCUUGUUAAUAAAGCACUUGAACAACAUGGUCAACAACCAAUCGAUUGGUCACUUUAA